UAUUGCUAAACAGGAAUCGCUUGGAAAAUGGCAGCGUUCUUACAGUGGAGACGAUUUGUGUUCUUCGAUAAAGAAACGGUGAAAGAUCCAAGCGAAAAUGGGAAGAAUUUUCAGCUACCGUUGGGUAUAUCGGCCUGCGAUUCGGGCCGAGGACAUGUUGUGCUUGGAGAUAUGGAUGGACAGAUUUGGUUUUUAACCCGCUCUUUUCAGCUCUCCAGCUUUCAAGCUUAUAAACUGCGCGUGACACACCUCUAUCAGCUGAAACAACACAACAUCCUGGUGUCGGUGGGUGAGGAUGAGCAGGGCAUUAAUCCUCUGGUGAAGGUUUGGAACCUCGAUAAGAGAGACAGCGGCAGUCCACUGUGUACCCGCAUAUUCCCUGCUAUUCCUGGAAACAAACCCACUGUAGUGUCUUGUCUUAGUGUACAUGAAAACCUUAAUUUCAUGGCUUUAGGUUUUACAGAUGGCAGUGUUGUGCUGACCAAGGGUGAUAUCACCAGAGACAGACACAGUAAAACCCACAGCCUCCCUGAGGGCAACUCUCCAAUCACAGGCCUGGCUUUCCGGCAAGCUGGCAAAAUCACGCACCUGUUUGUUGCCACCUUAGAAAAAGUGCAGAGUUACACAUUGUCGCUGAAAGAGUACCCGCGUGUAGAAUUGGACACGCAUGGCUGCGCUCUCCGCUGCUCUGCGCUCACAGACCCGUCGCAGGACUCUCAGUUCAUAGUGGCCGGAGAUGACUGUGUGUAUUUGUACCAGCCGGAUGAGAGAGGACCCUGCUUUGCCUUCGAAGGGCACAAACUUCUGACUCACUGGCACAGAGGAUACCUACUUAUGCUUACAGACAACAACAAGUCACCUAUCAAAUCUGAUUAUGCCAGUGGAGGGCCUUCCCCUACAGUGAAGCACACCCUUACCAUAUACGAUCUGGACAACAAGUUCAUCGCAUAUAGUGCUGUAUUUGAUGAUGUCAUUGACGUUUUGGCAGAGUGGGGCUCAUUCUACGUGCUUACGAGAGACCGAACAAUGUACACGUUGCAAGAAAAAGACACACAAACAAAGUUAGAGAUGUUAUUUAAGAAAAACCUGUUUGUGAUGGCUAUUAACUUGGCAAAGAGUCAACAUCUGGACAACGAUGGUCUGUCUGAGAUAUUUAGGCAAUAUGGAGACCACCUCUACAAUAAAGGGGAUCAUGAUGGAGCUAUUCAACAGUAUAUUCGCACAAUUGGAAAGCUUGAACCUUCAUAUGUAAUUCGUAAAUUUUUGGAUGCGCAGAGGAUACAUAACUUGACAGCGUACCUACAGGCCCUCCACAGACAGUCUCUGGCCAACGCUGACCACACUACUCUACUGCUCAAUUGCUACACUAAACUGAAGGACAGCUCCAAACUAGAAGAAUUUAUAAAGAGCAAUGAAAGUGAGGUGCAUUUCGAUGUUGAAAUCGCCAUCAAAGUGUUGCGGCAGGCUGGUUAUCACAGUCACGCUGUGUUCCUGGCAGAGAGACACAUGCAUCACGAAUGGUACCUGAAGAUCCAGCUGGAGGAUUUGAAGAAUUAUCAGGAGGCGUUACGCUACAUAGGAAAGUUGCCAUUUAAUCAGGCGGAGAGUAACAUGAAGCGAUAUGGUAAAACUCUAAUGCACCAUGUACCCGAAAGCACAACCGUCCUGCUAAAGCGCCUCUGCACAGACUAUCAGCCUAGCAAGGACUCGACUGAUAAGGACAGUCUCGACAAGACAGUGGGAAAGGCCAAUCCCGAGGAGUUCAUACCUGUCUUUGCCAAUAACCCACGGGAGUUGCGAGCGUUCCUAGAACACAUGAUAGAGGUGGAUCCGCUCUCUCCCGAGGGGGUUUAUGACACUCUUCUCGAGCUCAGACUGCAGGACUGGGCACACGAGCAGGAUCCAGAGAAAAAGAGAGUCCUGCAGGAGGCAGCAUUGUCUCUGCUGAGGAGUGACAACACCGUGUUUGACAAGGCCCUGGUCCUCUGCCAAAUGCACAACUUUAAAGAAGGAGUGCUAUACCUUUAUGAAAAGGGCAUGCUAUACCAACAGAUAAUGCAUUACCACAUGCAGAAUGAAGAAUACGGAAAAGUUGUAGAGGCCUGUAAGCGUUAUGGUGACAAGGAGGCGUGUUUGUGGGAACAGGCACUAGGCUACUUUGCACGCAAAGAAGAAAACUGCAAAGCUUACAUUAGCGAAGUUCUGCAGCACAUCGAUCAAAAUAACCUGAUGCCUCCACUAUUGGUGGUGCAGACUUUGGCUCAUAACUCCACAGCCUCUCUGUCAGUCAUAAAAGACUACUUGAUAAAUAAACUAGAGAGGGAGACCCGGCAGAUUGAAGAAGAUGAAAAAAAGAUUCGACAGUACAGAGAGGAGACAGCCCAUCUGCGAGCUGAGAUCCAGGAACUCAAAUCUUGUGCAAAGAUUUUCCAAAAGACCAAGUGCAACAUGUGUAACAGCCCACUGGAGUUGCCGUCUGUGCACUUCCUGUGCAGCCACUCGUUCCACCAGCACUGCUUGGAGAGCUUCGCUGAGAGCGAGGCCGAGUGUCCAACCUGCACCCCUGAAAACAGGAAGGUCAUGGACAUGCUGCGGGCACAAGAUCAGAAACGAGAUCUUCACGACCAUUUCAAUAGACAGUUGAAAUCUUCCAAUGAUGGCUUCUCGGUGAUCGCUGACUAUUUUGGCCGUGGAGUGUUCAACAAACUCACUCUGAUAACAGAUCCUCCUGGAGGCAAGAGCGGAGCUGUGAAUCUAGAUGCUGAAUUCAACAAAGAUCUGCUCAUUAAUAUUAAAAGGCAUGCUUAAGCUGAACUGGAAUUCGAAGAAAAUCUGUAAAAUACCUUUUAUAAUUGUCUCGGUGCAAAAAGUAAAGCUGGUCCAGAGACAGCUUUAUACUAAUACUCUUGGGACAAAUGUUCAGCAUUUGUUUGACAAUGUGUUGUUGGUGUCAAACAUGUGUUGAAAAGUGAAGAACAGGAGGGCAACUUUUGCAAAACCACUCCAUCUAACGUUACAGUCUGCAAGAUAAGAUCGAAAUAAAAGGAAACAGACACAACGGACUUUUGGAGAUGUAAAAAUACUGAACAAAAACUUGCGGCAUGUUUUUAAGCUUGUCAAGUCUGUAAGUCAACUAUUAUCUGCAGCACUUAAUUUAUGUAUGAUAUUUUAUUAAAUAUAUCGGAAACCUUUACUAAUUCAGAACAAUACCAAUAGAAACAUUUCACUGUAUAUUUGUCAUUACUAAAUAAAAACGUUACUGUUGACUGUG
Triplophysa dalaica is the source of this 3271-nucleotide messenger RNA. It is a transcript of the gene vps11, whose product is annotated as VPS11 core subunit of CORVET and HOPS complexes. The coding region runs from base 28 to 2808 and encodes 926 amino acids. Gene Ontology annotation, cellular component: endosome; HOPS complex. The transcript has 16 exons. The record is from RefSeq and is a predicted model, not a curated record. NCBI's taxonomy places the organism in Eukaryota, Metazoa, Chordata, Actinopteri, Cypriniformes, Nemacheilidae. Gene Ontology annotation, biological process: vesicle-mediated transport; endosome organization; intracellular protein transport. Gene Ontology annotation, molecular function: protein-macromolecule adaptor activity; protein binding.